UCACUUUACUAUCCUAGUACACCACACAUCAAUCGGCCAAUAACAAAAGAGCAUUUAUUUGGCCACGGCGACAAAAAGGCCAAAAGAGAUCGAGUGCACAGCCAAAUUACGCUGCUCCAGCAAUGGCUCCUCCGUCCCUAACAAUUCUUGAGACCUCCCAAAUCUCCCCUUCAGCAGCAGCAGCAGCAGCACCACCACCACCAACAAACUCUCUCCCGCUCACCUUCUUCGACAUCUUCUGGCUCUACUCCCCGCCCGUCGAGCGCCUCUUCUUCUACGAAUUCUCCGCCGCCGCCGCCGCCGCUCCGUCCUUCCUCCCCGCACUCAAAUCCUCGCUCUCCCUCGCGCUUCAAUCCUACUUCCCCCUCGCCGGCCGCCUCCGCCGUUCCCCCGCCGCCGCCGACAGGUACGAGAUCUUCUGCUCCGCCGGAGACUCCGUCGCAUUCACUUUCGCAGAAACGGUCGACGGCGGCGAGUUGGACUUCGACGAGCUCUCCGGCGGCCGCCCGCGCGACGCGGCGAAGCUGCGGAUGCUGGUGCCGGAGCUCGAGCUACGUACCGAUGAGCGGCCACAGGCCUUGCUGGCGAUCCAGGUGACCGCGUUCCCGCGCCGCGGCGCCGCCGUCGGCGUCGCGGUGCACCACGCCGCCUGCGACGGCUCCACCUCCACGCGGUUCUUGAACGCGUGGGCGGCCGACUCACAUCCAAGCGAUCAAGAAGUGGAUCGCGGCGAGGUCGCCGCGGCC
Molecule: messenger RNA, 746 nt
Organism: Ananas comosus (pineapple)
Lineage: Eukaryota; Viridiplantae; Streptophyta; Magnoliopsida; Poales; Bromeliaceae
Product: malonyl-coenzyme A:anthocyanin 3-O-glucoside-6''-O-malonyltransferase-like
Exons: 1
Source: RefSeq, a predicted model, not a curated record